CAGAAAGCCGAGCCAGUUGCCCGCCGCGCAGCCUCCAGUUUGUUUACAUCGAUUAUAAUGUGUGACGUUUACUCAUUUGAUAACUGACUACACAUACUUCCGAUUAUAUUUUGGUCCGUUGUGCAAGUGAUACACCUGUGAACUACUUUUUGACCAGUGUGACAGGUUGGAAACGUGUCUAUUGUGUGACCAUUAAACUGCAGGCAUUGUGGCAACGCAUCAUGUAGCCAUUUAAAACCAGCUAGUUAUUUUGCAUUUGCACAAAAGUUGCACAGCUGGUUCCUGUGAUAAUGUUGUAGACAAUAGAGUGACGUAUCCAACAUUUUUCCAUGUCACAAUAUCGCGUGGUUUAGCGUAUCGCUUGAAAACUACGGUUUCAUGUUCUUCGACUAGUGCAGUCUCUCUGAGUACACUCAAGGUUGUUUUUCGAUAAGUAUUACUUCGUUUAAUUACUUACAAUAGUGCUUUGUUUUCAGUAAUUAUUAAACUGGUGCGUGUCUGCUUCUCGGCACUAAGGUUACCUAGAAUUGCCUUCGAGCUCAGGAACGUUAUACAUAACGUACUGAGUAAUAGUUUAUGUAUGUGAUUGAGGGAUCGUUGCACCUAUGUACAUGGUUGCAAUCAAGGCAUUGUGAUUGGUCCAGAGCACAUGAAGCGUGGCGUGACCGUUGAACCAUGACCGUAAGUGCUAAGAACCUGACUCCACACAGGUUAUAAACUCAAUGCUUGUUGGUAAUGAUUCAUCGGAUUUUGAUAAAAUUCCGCUAUUACUCAAAACUAGCCGAGUCGUCAGCUAUCAUUUAUUUAGAAUACAUAACUGCAACGACAUCAAUUGACACACUUAGUCUGUUCAGUAAUGGCAAAGAAAAUACACCAUUAUCGUGGGUUUCUCAUUCGCUAGUUGAGAGGCUGUUAAUCAGUAUCAUUGCCACGGGCUUUACUAUAGCAUUGUUAUGAACGGUGAUCUGGUAACAUAAUAGUUACUCUGGCGCGAUCUAGAUACCCAGAUCUCGAGGUAGAAAGCGGCGUGUGACAUCGCGACACUCAUUUAAACCCGCUUAUCAAAUGUAUUUAUUUUAUUUCGAAUUUCUUUUUGAGCAAAAUACUUUCAUUCUCCAACUUACCUCCGUUAAAAGUAUCGAGAUUUGUCGCCUUUAUGUUCAAAAAACAUCUGUAGAGUUAAUAUAAUUAUCAGGUUGCUCAGUAACGCGCAUCUUAUUACAACUAAUGUUGUCCCACGUAAUUUCGUUAGCCGACACUCGUAACCGUUGACAAUGGGUUCCCAUUUCAAAGAAGAGGUCUUGGUCUUAAUCGUCAAUUGUUCGCUCUAUUGCAUCCACUCGAUCCGCCGCCGAUAAAAGUUACACGGACUUACAAAGAAUCAUCGCGUUUAACAGUACUGUCAACAUUCUACAUUCUAGGUAACAUGUAAACGCAAAAGUUUAUUUAAUAAAUUCCUACUUUCAUGAGUUUCCCUGUCAUGUAAUGUUAUAAAUUGCUGUUUUCCGCACAUAUCUUAGAAAAUAUCAUUCCCAUCGUAAAGUUUCAAAACCGCGUGACAAAAGCAUGCAAACUGCCGGAGUCAACGUUUUGCGAGCUAUGCGUUUAUGUCCACUAUGUGGUAAUUAUUCCUGCAUGUUGCGAGUUCGCGAGGCCUUUAGUUAGAACACAACAGUUUUUGCGGUAUUUCAUGAAAAUAUAUGUUUAUGCAUCAUUGAACUUUGGAAAUUAAAUAAUAUCUUAGUAUGUGGAGUUUCACAUCAGCAUUGCUAAACGAAUUACUGCAUAAAGCAAUAGAAUGUUAACUAAGCCGUAUUAGAUUGUAGUUUGUUGACUUAAGCUGGAUUAGGUCCAAGUAAAUAAAUAUAAUCGGCAAGUUCGUUGUGCAACUGGUGACAUCAAAAGUAAGUUGGACAGCAAUUGAGUUGGCGUUGCGGAUAUUAUUGCGCUGGAAUGAAAGCCUAAUCAAAACUUCAUGCCCAGUUACAACACUACUAUUAUGUUCAAUCUGUUAUUGGAUUUUACUAUAACGGGUAGAGGCUCUUUCGUUGCUGAUUGGAACCUAUAUUUAAGUUUUCUCUUGUCGUAAUCAUGUCUUCUAUCAAAAGCAAUUUGUUUAGGUUCGUGUUUGGUAUUUAAUAAUGGUUUGUAUUCAUAUUAUGUAAGAAUAAAUCCCACUUCCGUGGGCGAAUUUUCUCAAAUUCCUAUCAGAUCGCGGCAUCAGACAGCGGUUAAAUCUUGCUUAUUGCUAGUUUUUCUCUUUUAUGGCAAACGCGUCGGCGUCUCACGUGGGGUCUCACACUCACGCUACUUAGUUCCGACUUUGAAAGUCUUGCUAAUGAUUCGGGCGGGGAUUGUGAGAACUGAGAAGUUCAGGCUUUGUGGGUCCGGCAUUCGGUAGUCGGUAGUGAAGGUGCAGUUAGGAGGGGCGGUGAUAGUCAGAUAAGGAUGGUUGCGAUAACGGCGCGGAGGCCGCGAGAGCGUGCCGCCGGCGUCAGUGCCGCGCGGUGCCUGGCGGCCGACACCGAUAUUUUACCACUUUUUGCGCGUCUGCCUGCAAGGUCGCUGCUCGUGUUAUUGUAACUACACGUACAUCUGCGGUGUUGUCAGUGAAAUGAGAUUGAGUUACAAAUUACAAUUCUAUCCACAUCAUUUUCAAUUAUUCUUCUGCCAGUGUCUUACGUUUCGAACAGUUUACUGAUAUUGUCACAACAAACAGGUGCCAACUUACAAACAAUGCGAAUCUCUUUUCUGACUAUAAAGUGAGUUUGAAAAGUGGUGCUUAACAUGAAGGAUUCUACUCCUCGCUGCGAGGACGUCGCCGACAAGCUGGUACGUCUGUUCGGGUGGAGACAGACUUACCCCGUGCAGAAACUCCAAAGGAGUAUACUACCACAGACCACUGAAACGGGUCCGGAAACAUGGGUGGGUGUCCGAGCGUUGCGCGCCAGUUCGGGUGGCAUCCUGGAUCCCGACGACCGCGUGCGAGACGUGGCGGAUGACCGGGAGACGCUGACGGCCGAGUGCACUGCGCAGGCGCCGCAACCGCGCGCCGCGCAGGCAGAUGGCGCUAGUGGCUCCUCUGCCGGCACCGCCUCCCCGGAUAUGUUUCGGGGUGGCGGUGGCGUUGGUGGCAGCAUGCGGGUCCCCGACACGGAUUCGUGCGUGGAAGUGGGCGCAGCAGAUCUGGAGGACGGCGCCAAUGGCCUGCAGGUGCGGCGCGGCAGCGAGCCCACGCUGCACCAGGACACGCUGCCGCCACAGCGACAGGUGUCAGAACAAACGAAGCGAUGGUCGGCAGCGGUGGUCUGCCGGGACGACAGUAGCCGCGUGACGCAGAAAGUGCACCCACUACCGGACGGGCGGCCGCCGGACGCGCCGGACCGACACUCACACGGCCAACACUUCCAGCGACAGUCCAACCGACUCUCCAUGCAGUUCUCUGGACCUGGGAGCGGUGUGUGGCUAGACGCAGCGGAACGGGUACAAAGUUACGGCAGCAAGAGUCUUCCUAGAGACGCACGGAGAGAGCCCCUGGGGCAAGAUACACCUGUUAAUAAUCAUCAAAAUCAUAGGGUAGAAGACAUGCUGAGAUGGGUGUCUGGUGUCAACAACGUGGCGAGCGUGCAUCCUGUACAAGAACGGCCACUUGAUCUCUUACCUGAAGGUGGCAGCAGCGAGCGCGCGAUCUCAGGCCUUGAGGAGCCGCUGGCGGUGUCGGGCGGCGGCAAGCCCGCGGCCGCCGUCAGGGUCGCGCUCGUCAAGGGGGAGAAGGGACUCGGCUUCACCAUCACCACGCGCGACAACCCCACCGGCGGACACUGCCCCAUAUACAUCAAGAAUAUACUGCCUAAGGGUGCUGCAGUAACAGACGGUCGGUUACGAGCGGGAGACAAACUGGUGUCUGUAAACAACGUGCCGGUGUCAGGCCUCACGCAACAGCAAGUCGUCACUCUACUAAGGAACACCCCCACCGAUUCUACUGUAGAAAUCGUCAUAGAAAGAAAUGUACCUAAUAGGACCCAGAGGGUAGAACCCCAACAAAGUCCAACGAAAUACAUAGAGAAAGCCAUCGGAACGCCUCCGUCUAACGCAAUAGAAGCCAACAAGUCUUCAGAGAACGGUCGCGUGUCUAGCAUCGUGAACGCUAUCAACCAGAACAGUGCCAACAGCUCUAUGAGAGGCCGGAUACCUAAGAGCUCCUCCAAAGAUGACUUGCUCAGCAAGGACUUAAGUAACGAUAGCGCGCUGCAAGAAGCUCUCAAUUCUUCGUCUAAUUCUCUGCUAAGUCUUCGCAACCGCCUGAUCCUGCGGCUGGACGUGCCGGUGCAUGACUCGGAGAAGGCGGGGCUGGGCAUCAGCGUGAAGGGGAAGGUCACCGUGGGGGCAGACCCGCAGGACCUCGGCAUCUUCAUCAAGUCCGUACUGCACGGCGGGGCCGCGUCUAGGGAUGGCAGGCUACAUACGAACGACCAGCUGCUGAGUGUGAACGGCGUGUCCCUCGUGGGGCAGAGCAACGCCGAGGCGAUGGAGACACUACGGAGGGCGCUCCUACACGCGCGGCCGCCGCGGACUGGCAGCAUCACACUCACUAUCGCUAGGAGGACUGACAGCAUGGAUAGUUUAGCAAGGUGGAAAGACGACACGCCGCCAAAUGGAAACGAUACCACCAACUCAAAUGAGAACUCACAAAACUACAACACUGUGAUCUACAAUGCGAGCAGUGACAAAGAGAACAAACCUGCCGAUAAUUACCACCAAAAGUAUGACGCUAACCAAAACGAAGGCUUUGACAGCCAUGACGGAAGAAGCAGUAAGAAACACGCCUCCAUAGUCACGAUAAACAACAACAACAGCUGGGUCUCCAACCAAUCAGACGACAGCAAAGGGUAUUUAGAAAGAGAUAAAGAUACUGCUCCUCAUGAUAGCAAAAGAGAUAGCUUUGAAUGGAGUCGGUUGGAUGGAUGGAAUCCAGUGAUAGAUAGACUGACGGGUUUGAGGAAUGAGAGUUAUUACAUGGCGACGCAAGUCGAAGCGCCGGUAGCGAAUGGUCACCAUUAUAGACAGAACUUAGGGCAUGUGCACAUGUCGCGGUCGCCGCCUGCGCAUCAUAAUGUUAUCAUUGAAGAAGACUACGGUACUACGAAAGGCAGCGGCGGCGGCGAGUCGGGCAGCGAGUCGGGCGCGGGCUUCAGCCGCGACGCGGUGGGGCGCCGCUCCAUGUCGGAGAAGCGCCACGCCGCGCUCGACGCCAAGGCCACCGGGACCUACAAGAAGAUCAAGGAGAUUAAAGCUAUCAACUCAUUGCAAGUGGGACCAUCAUUAGGCAUGCGGAAAUCAUCAAGUUUGGAGUCACUACAAACAGCUAUACAAGAAACCCAAAGGAAUCCGCGCGCUGAACCAAUAUACGCACGUGCCCAUCCACCUUUAAAACAUUGGUUGACGGACGACAACAACGGUCCCGACAUCAUACGGGGCUCGCCGCAGCAGUCCUCACUCUCACAUAAGAAGCCCUCAUUACUCAAAUCAUUAUCUACCAUGUUCAGGAUAGGCAAGCCUCAUAAGAAACCUGAGCAAGAAGUGUAUGGCAGGUCCCAGCCUGGCCGAGCGUCAGAGAAGUCCUUGUCAAGAGACGCGUUAGAGCGGCAGAGCAGGAUAGAAGAGAGGGAGAAAGAAGAAGAAUCUAAGUCACAACAGAGGUCGGAGGCGUCCCACUCGCGGCAGGGCAGCAGCGGCAGCGGCGGCGAGCGCGCCAACAAGCGGGAGCGGCGCGCGCCGCCCUACCGCGCGCCGCCGCAUCAGCAGCACCCGCAGGCAAUGGACAGCGCGUGGGGUCCCACCGGGCACUACGUCAACUACGAAGAAAUACAACAAAACUUAAACGCGCGUCGCGAGAAGUUGAGUGAGGUGCAGAUAGGACAGAUGAGGAGACAGGUCAACGCACAGAGAGCCAAGGCCGAGGAGGAGAGUCGUCGGGCAGGAGCGGGUGGCUACCACUCACAGCGCUCCUGUAGGGAGGGAGGCGUGCGGCCGCAGUCCAACUACUACGAGUACGAGAGCGCGCCGCCGAGGAGACCAGGCAAACUCUCCCAUUACCACUGAGCAAUGGACGUCGAACAACGCAAAGUAUACACUACCGUCGCUGUCCGAGGUAUCAGAUCUCAUUUUAAUUCGCGAUACAUUUAACGAUUAUAUCGCUUCUCUAGGCGUUAGUAAUGCAAUCUGUCGAGUCGAUCCCUUAUUGAUUUAGCUUCAAGUGCCUUCACUGAGACUGAUUGUUUCGCAAGUUGGUGCCUAUAACGGAAUUGAAAGACUUAAUAUUAUGAUGUUGUAUAUGUGUUAAUUAAAUAACCUUUGUCAA
Molecule: messenger RNA, 6361 nt
Organism: Trichoplusia ni (cabbage looper)
Lineage: Eukaryota; Metazoa; Arthropoda; Insecta; Lepidoptera; Noctuidae
Gene: baz
Product: partitioning defective 3 homolog
Exons: 20
Coding region: 2788-6102 (1104 amino acids)
Biological process (GO): establishment or maintenance of epithelial cell apical/basal polarity; cell adhesion; microtubule cytoskeleton organization
Cellular component (GO): cell cortex; apical plasma membrane; adherens junction
Molecular function (GO): protein binding; phosphatidylinositol binding
Source: RefSeq, a predicted model, not a curated record